CAUUUAAAAUUACAUUUGUCACAAAGACUUCGUCGAUCUGGUUAUGUUUGCAUUCUCCGGAUUCCGUAUGAUGUCACACAUUAGUUCGGAGAAGCAAUAUUCAUCGGAGCUACAAUUUGCUAUUUCUGACGCACUGUAACGAGAAAUGCGAUAAAUUCUUCAUUGAUAAAACAUUUCGAAGUGUUUACAACUAUUUACAAAAAGUAAAUACGUUGGAAAUAAUAAUAACAAUCAAAGUAUUCUGGUUUCAUCUAUGGUGACAUGUGCCAUUCACCACCUUCGCAGAUCGAUAUUUUUAAUAUAGAAACGUGAUAUCGAAGAAAACAUUAUCACUUACUCAUAUUUAUUUUAAUUAAUUAACUACUCCAGACUUUAUUUUUUUAUAAAAUCACAAACAGUUUUAUCUUCUAUAGAAAUGGCAUAUAUGAAAACAUUACCUUUAUUAGAUGGAGUGAAAGUAAUUCUUAUAGACGAAGAUCAAGAUGUAACACGUGCAACAGCAUUAAUAGCUGGAUGGGUGCAUAUGUGGAAAGAAAAAAAUUCCAAUUACAGUAUCGAUUUAUUAUCGUUUGUCCAUCCAAAAGCUUGGUAUGACAACGAAUCGGACCCACUUACAUCUACAAAUAUAAAUCUGCAUGAUUAUUUUAGUGUUCAGUCAACUGAAGAUGCUAAGAGAAAAGAUUUGGAAAAUCUUGAUAAUAUACUUAAGACAUUCAAAUUGAAACCUCAGAAUACUGUUAUCGUUAACUGCUUGAGUUCUUUGUUUCUAUAUGUAGGUGUAAGAAGGGCUCUACAGUUUGUAGAGAAAUUGAGUAAACAAGUAUCACAAUUAAUAUGUAUUUAUCGGGAGGAUUUUAUACAGACCAAAUUUCCUGGAAUUGAAACUUUUGGCACUACUUAUGUUAAACUAGAAGAGUACAUAGGAAACAAGCUUACAAACAAAUUAGUUUAUAAUGCAAAGCUUAUCCAUAGAAAACCAGGUGGUUCUGUGAUAUGUCAAACAGAGGUCAUAUGGCAGGAUAUUCAAUCUUAUCAGAUUAGUGCUGAAAAGAUUACAGUGCCAAGCAUUUGCAAGACAAAGAUAGAACCACCAAAAAUUGAAACAACAUUUAGGAUAGAACUGAAUGCUCAAGAAAAGGAGCAAAGAGACAAAACACCUUUACCUUAUACUGUGAGCGCGAAAAAUACAUCCAAGAUAUUUUAUCAACCAGAAGACAUAGAUGAUAUAGACGAAGAAGAUCCUGAUGAUGAUCUAUGUUUUUAAAUAUAUAGAAAUCAAAGAAUCUGGAUAUGUAUAUGAAGAGUAUAGUAAUAACAUAUUUUAUAUUAAACUUUGUUA
Pogonomyrmex barbatus (red harvester ant) is the source of this 1339-nucleotide messenger RNA. RefSeq names its product Elongator complex protein 5 (gene Elp5). The record is from RefSeq and is a predicted model, not a curated record. Lineage: Eukaryota; Metazoa; Arthropoda; Insecta; Hymenoptera; Formicidae. Gene Ontology annotation, molecular function: tRNA binding. Gene Ontology annotation, cellular component: nucleus; elongator holoenzyme complex; cytosol. Gene Ontology annotation, biological process: tRNA wobble uridine modification.